Messenger RNA from Cuscuta epithymum, 6648 nucleotides. NCBI's taxonomy places the organism in Eukaryota, Viridiplantae, Streptophyta, Magnoliopsida, Solanales, Convolvulaceae. The record is from the annotation of a GenBank genome assembly.
CCCAAAUCAUGUUGUGGGCGCUGUCCAGGUUGACGACCACGAACUCCAUGUCAAUCUUCGCCUGACAGGUACCGUCACCGACCACAACGGGAAGCACUAUCGUGCCCUCGGCGUCGAUAGAGUCCCCGGUGAAGCCGGAUAACGGAGUCCGUAUCGGCCGGAGCUCGGUUUUCUUCAGCUUCAGCUGCCUGAAUGUAUCAACGUACAUCACGUUGACGGAACUGCCAGUGUCGAUGUAGUUGCGGUGGAUGAUGUUGUCGCCAAUCUCGCAUUUGACGACGAGGGCGUCUCUGUGGGGCAGAGGGCCGAAGGGGAGGUCCUUGUCGGUGAAGGUGAUAGCCUCCACGUUCCGUCGCUUCGGCUGAGGGGGGGCGUGGGACACCUCACCAACGUAUAGGGACUGAGCCCAUUUUUUCCGUUGGGUAGCCGAGUCCCCCCCUGUGUUUCCGCCGACGAUGAUAUGGAUGUGAUGCUUCUUUCGGCGGGGCUCUUCCUCGUCCUCAUCUUCACUGAGGGCGCCGAUCUCCCUCUUUUUCCCGGAGGAUCCUUCCCCCCUUUUGCCAGGGUUAACCCAAGUGUUACUCUUGGGGACACCCUUGACAAAUUGGGAAAGUUCCCCCUGUCGGACGAGGCCGUCGAUGUGCCUCUUCAGGGUGGUGCAAUCCUCGGUCUUGUGGGAUGUCUGGCGGUGGUACUUGCAGUAUGUCCCUCCUUUGUGGACCGCAAAUAUCUCCUCCUCUGACCUGGUGUCCUUCACAAUGAGGCCCUGCGCCUCGGCGUGGUCAAGGACGACGCUCACCGGGUGGGUGAGGGGGAUGCGUUGCGCCUCCAACUUUGGACGCCAUGAACGAUCCUCUCUUCGCUGUCCGCCGGGCUCCUGGUGUGCCUUCUUCUGCUGGUUCUGUCCCUUGUUGGCUGGCGCAUGGUGGGGGUUGGACGAGGGGUCCUUCUUCUGUUGCUUCUCCCCACCCUUCUUUUGGUUCAGGAGCUCGUCGGCGUCAGCGUGCCUGUCUCCGCGUCGGAGCGCCGCGAGGUAUGACCGCAGGGGCUCUGUGAAUAGACUCCAGGCAAAGUGGCUCGGCCGGAGUGCUCCGCGGAGGAAGGCCAGGAGGGUGCGUUCAUCGGCUCCUUCACAUUCGUCCGCCUCCCUCGUCCAGCGAUCGAGGAAGGUUCAGAGCGUCUCUUCCGGUUGUUGUUUGAUGGUCAGGAGAUGAGCAAAAUGCUUCUUCGCACGUUUCCUCCCAGCAAAGUGGGUGAGGAAGCGUUGAGCAAGGUCCUGCCAUGAGUCGAUGCUCCCUUCUGGAAGGUUGUUGAACCAAUCGUACGCUGGUCCCUCCAAGGUGGAUAGGAACCAGCGACACAUAUACUCCUCCGAGGCGUUGGUCAUCAUCAUAUUGUUCUGAUAACGGGUGAAGUGCUCUCGUGGGGGUCAGUGCGGCCGUCAUAUGGCUUGAUUGGAUUCCCCUUAUACUUCUCUAGGAUGGGGGCGGAGAGCACCCUCGCAGAGAAGGGGGUCCUGGUUCGUAUCUGGAUGACGGGCUCAUCGCGCCGGUCAGCCAAUUCCCUUUCUAGAGCGCUGACUUUGUUCAGGAGCGCGUCGUAGUUGGGAUGCUGGGAUGUAUGAGCCGCUGCGCGCCCUGCGGCCUCCCGGGCCUCUAUAUCAGCGAGGCGCUUCUCCAGGCGGGCGAUGAUCUCAUCCCUUGGGUCUGCGUUGGCCGCGCCGCCGCCCAGAGGGGUCUGGAUCCGGGCCGCGUGGGCCAGGUUGAUUUGGUGACGCGCAUCGUCAUCAUUCAGCUUUCCCUUUCCUUUGUCUGGUCGGGGCCGAUCCGUUGUCCGGGAAACGGACCCGAAGCUUUCCUUUGGUGAUCCCGGCUCGCGACCACCCAACCGAUCCGCAACCCUUCCCGUAGGUACCCGACGGCUCGCGAUGUCACCCAGCCUGUUGAAGGCCGAGAUUUUACCGCGAGGUUGGGCCGGUGUAUCCCGGGUAGGAGAGGCGGUAUGGGAGUGGGUGUCCACGGCGAGGACGUCCUCGUGGUCGCCGAAGAAGGUGACGCCUUGUGGACGAGGUGGCGGCGGCGGCACCGUCGCAACCUCCCCCGUUACAGGAGUGUUGUUUUCCCCGGUCUUUGCGACAAGGGCGUUGACAACAUUGGGGUCCUGGAGGAUGCUCGCAACAAUGGCCGAUAAUGCGGCCGGGUUGAUCUGGGGAGCAGCAGGGUGAGAGGCCUGCUGGCCCGAAGUGCGAUCAGCAUUGCGUCUGUCUUCAAGUCCGAUGCGAGCAUCCGGAGCAGUCCUAUUGAGCUGGACGCGAAGGUCAGCCGUCUCGUGCUCGACCUCCUGAGCAUUCUCAUCCUGGAUGAUGAGAUCAUUGGGGACGUUGUCAGCAGCGUUUCCCUGCCCUUCCUGGUUCAGAGGGGCGUUUCUACCAGUGUUCUUUGACCUAGUUCUUGUCAUAGCUAGUGGUAGUGUCUGGUAGCGACGAAGGGUACUCAUUUGAUCUGUUCUAGACUCUCAAUGAAAGCACCAAAUGAUAGAGUAUUAAUUAUAGAGAGAAGUGAGAGCUAGAGAGAGAAAGUGAGUAAUUAUAUUUCUCAACCUGGAACCCCCUAUAAUUAGCCCCUUGGGGUCUAUUUAUAGGUAAAAAUGUGGAUUUGGGCCCCUAGCCUUGGGCUUAGGAGGCCCAUUACAAUAAUCAUGCCUUCUUUGGGCGAAAUAAGGCCACUAAUGGGCUGUGUACAAUACUUAGAAAAUACAGUGAAAAAUACAUUCUGCCUGGACGAAGUCCGGACGAUGCGGUCCAUGGACGAUGCGGUCCAUGGACGAUGCGGUCCAUGGACGAUGCGGUCCAUGGACGAUGCGGUCCAUGGACGAUGCGGAUCCUGGGUCUUGCCCAAGGAUCUAGGCGACAUCUUCUUUCUUGGACGUUGCUUGCCUUUGGCCGAUGCGGGUGUCCUGCUGGUGUCUUUUGGGCCGUCGAGUAUGUGGGCCAUGGGGUCCUGGCCCAUAUACUCUAUCAAAGGGAAACUUAUAUCUAUCAUCUUUCCUCACGCAACAGUUUAUCCAAAGCAUGGAGGACCUGGUGUCCAUAAUGACAUAUUGCUUAACUAACUAAGACCCAACCUCAAUAAAGGGCUAGAAAGCAGAGCCCAGACUUAUCAAGAAAUACUUCAAAAUCGACAUCCGCAAUGGGCAAUUAAUAUUUGCUAGUAUCUAAUGACAAUAAUUAUGACGAACCAUGGACAAACGACAUUAUUUCAAAAUGGGCAUUUUCACUAGGCGUUCUUAGAGGAUCAAACUGCAGAGAAUAUGGAGAAAGAUAAUAAAUCAACUUUCUCGCAAUGGUAUGAUCAUGUAACGACCGUCCUCAAACGACCAUUACGAUACUCAAACAUAAACAAACUCGAUAUACAAAGCGGAAGUAAAGAUAUAAAGUCUCCUCAUGAAACUUUAUUUCUUAUAUACAUAACCAAACUUCUUAACGAAAACUUAAAGAAAUCCAGAUAAACCACCCGUAAACAUAACUAUUACACCUGAUUAGGAGUUUUGAAAACAAAACCUUUAACAAAACAUAUAAGUAUCAAAGUACUAAUACCAAACAUAACAGCCAGCCAGGUCUUCUCCGUUAACCCAUCCAAAACCCUGUCACCAGCUCUGUACAUUCUCUCAGGCUUCUGUCCUUUAUUCAUUAUCUAUACAUGAGAACACGAUAGAAUAGAAGUCUCGUAAGCAAAAUUUGCUUAGUAAGUCACCAUUACAUCCACUAAAAUAACGGAAUCUUAGCUAGCCAUAAAUAGAUACACAAUCUAGAAUACUCAAAAGGUCCUUGCAUAACCACCUACAGAACAUAUAACAUGUCAAGCAAAGCUUCAAAUAUCGAAACUAUAGAAAAGUUUCCUUAUACAUCAUUCUUUCUUCACUUUGUCCUUUACAUUUAUGGGCCCGUAGCUCGUGUCCUGUCCCCUCGCUGAUGACCUCGGGUAGCUAGCCCGCAGCCCAUAAGAAGUAACCCCGGGACUCCCCGCGGAAGGACGUCCCGCUACGCUCAGCUCACGUAGUUACUUGGGGGCACAGCUACCUUAAAACAUUACUUAUAAUUACACUCAUUUCAUUGUUAUUUCGUAUGCACAUAGCUUCAUACAAUUCAUAGAACUUGAAUACUUCAUGUUCGAUAACACAAUAGCUUCACAAUUUACACACCUGGCAAUCAAUACAUCUAACUUGGAGUUUACACACAUCUCAUGCUAUACAUGUAACACCCCGGCCCCACCGGACCCGAGGUAGUUACUCCGGACCUCUAGUACUGUCCUCACAAACCGCCACUAGCCUUUUCCGCGCACUUUGUCCUCACUCAUGCGCGCCCUGAGAAACUUCCCAGGGGGUCACCCAUUCCAAGACUACUCCCGUGCAAGCACGCUUAACUUUGGAGUUCUUAGCGGAUGAGCUCCCUUAAAAGGAGAUGCAUCUUGUUGGUAUGAGUAGUACUAUUAAUCCUCUUAAAUUAAUCUCGGGUAUUACAAUCACCCCCACUUAGGAUCGCAACGUCCUCGUUGCGCCCUUAAACCAAUCUCAAUCACACCCCAGAAUCUUUUCCCCUGCUAAGUGCCCGCCCGAUAUCCAAUGGAUCAGCACACUGUCGCAGGGUUGCUCUGAUACCACCUGUAACACCCCGGCCCCACCGGACCCGAGGUAGUUACUCCGGACCUUUAGUACUGUCCUCACAAACCGCCACUAGCCUUUUCCGCGCACUUUGUCCUCACUCAUGCGCACCCUGAGAAACUUCCCAGGGGGUCACCCAUCCCAAGACUACUCCCGUGCAAGCACGCUUAACUUUGGAGUUCUUAGCGGAUGAGCUCCCUUAAAAGGAGAUGCAUCUUGUUGGUAUGAGUAGUACUAUUAAUCCUCUUAAAUUAAUCUCGGGUAUUACAAUACACUUCCAAGUAAUGAAGCAAGUAUAUCAAUCAUACUUAGCUAGACAUCCAUAAUUUAUUUAAAACUAUCAUGUAUAGGUGGUGAUGACUUACCUGUCAAAGCUGAACUCAACUUGCUCAACUAAGUGUGACUUACCUAUCAAUCAUACUUAGCUAGACAUCCAUAAUUUAUUUAAAUGUAUAUUACAAUUUCCCGAGUCCUAAUCAUUUCCAAAAAAACAUAACAUGAAGCCUACUGACAGGGGGCUAAUCAUAAGAAUUUAAAGACUAGAAACAUCAAUCAGACGUUCUCCUAUGCUACAUAUUAUAAUAAUAUAUCUCAAUUAUGAAGUUUCUCUAAUUUAUCAAUAAACACCCAAAUGAAACUUUAUGGCCUCCACGUCUACGUAAAGUUUAAGCAUCAAUCUCACGGGUUAAACAUUUUAUUUGUAACUAGAUGCGCAACGGGUGUACAAACUCCAACGGGUAAAAUUGGACAUGUGUGUGUGUGUGCGCGUGUGCGUGCGUGCGUGCGUGCGUGUGUGUGUGUGUGUGGGUGUGCGUGUGCGUGCGUGUGCGUGGUAUAUAUGUAUAUGUAUAUGUAUAUGUAUAUGUAUAUGUAUAUGUAUAUGUAUAUGUAUAUGUAUAUGUAUAUGUAUAUGUAUAUGUAUAUGUAUAUGUAUAUGUAUAUGUAUAUGUAUAUGUAUAUGUAUAUGUAUAUGUAUAUGUAUAUGUAUAUGUAUAUGUAUAUGUAUAUGUAUAUGUAUAUGUGUAUCAGAUCAGAGAAGCACACUUGCUAGGUAUCAGCCUUUCACAUCUUAUGCAGGUCCAUCUAAUGUCGGGUAGACGCUCAGAGCUUCUCUGCCUGAUGUUGGGGAGAAGCACACACCUUCCCUGCCUGAUGUUGGGAAAAAACAUGCACCUUCACUACCUAAUGUCGGGGAGAUGCUAUGAGUUUCUCUGCCUGAUGUUAGGGAGACGCACACACUUUCCCUGCCUAACAUUGGGGAGAUGCUAAGUGUUUCUCUUCCUGGGGAGAACUAUGCACCUUCUCUACCUAAUGUUGAGGAGAUGCUAAGAGCUUCAAUUCUAUAACUAAUGCUGGGGAGAAGCACCUUCCCUACUGCGUGAAGAACAAUUUUUUUCCAGGAGAGUAAGGAAAUGAAGCUGACCAUUAGUAGAGAGAUAGGACCAGACCAACAAAAGUCUGGCUUGCCCGCCUCCCAGCCGAAGCAUGUAAGAUAUUUGCAAAAUUCUGCCAUUUGCUGAAGGAGUGGUUUGAGACUGGACUUGCGAUGAAGAAAUAGUCAUCAUCCAUGAGGAUGGAGAGUAAACCCGAUGAUAAGAUUAUGUUGGCAGUUCAAAUUAAGUCCCGUUGUCAUCAUCCAAGACUCCAAGUGAAGGAGGACGUGAUCGAUCUUGAGAUGGAAAUGAUGGCGUUGAGCCGGUGCUAUGAAGAUGACGACUCGUGGGCUGGUGCUAAUAAGGACGUGACCCAGCUACUUAUGAUUUGAUUGUUCCAACUUUUAUAUGUGUUGUAUGUGCAUUAUUCUAUAUAUAGUUUAUAUAUAAUUAGUCGCAUGUUGUAAAGGGAAACAGAGUAGACACUAGGUUGAUGGACUUUUAUGUAAGAGUAUCAUUUAAUGUGCGAGUAGCUUAGGUAAAAGUAAGAUAAAACGAAGUAUGUGUAUGAAUGGUGAAUAUAUAUAUAUAGGGUAAGGAUCAAAUGAGAAUACCA